Messenger RNA from Salmo salar (Atlantic salmon), 753 nucleotides. RefSeq names its product large ribosomal subunit protein eL30. Gene Ontology annotation, cellular component: cytosolic large ribosomal subunit. Lineage: Eukaryota; Metazoa; Chordata; Actinopteri; Salmoniformes; Salmonidae. The record is from RefSeq and is a predicted model, not a curated record. Gene Ontology annotation, molecular function: structural constituent of ribosome; RNA binding.
ACAUCCUUAAACUUAAUCGGUGAUGGGUAAAUGUUAUUUUCAAAUCGUUCAUUUAUACCAGUGUGAGUGACCAAGCAGGGUGCGCUUCUCGUUAGCGAAGGAACUUUAGGGUUACGAGUGUCUUUACGGUGCAUCUUUCCUAGUUCGGUAGAUGUAUCAUGCGUUUUCCCAAAAACACCACGACAACGUUCGGUAGGUGCGUCGUUAAGGCAUGUGUAAUAAAGGCAGCGCUCAUCUCGGAAAAAGUCCCUGGAGUCCAUCAACUCUCGGCUUCAGCUGGUGAUGAAGAGCGGUAAAUACGUACUGGGCUACAAACAGACUCAGAGGAUGAUCCGCCAGGGCAAAGCCAAGCUGGUCAUCCUGGCCAACAACACACCUGCCCUCAGUUCCCGCCAAUAUCUAGCUACUUUGGCACAGCCAUUGAAGGAGGAGUGGGACCAACAUUCCACAGGCCACAAUCAACAGCCUGAUCAGCUCUAUGUGAAGGAGAUGUCGCCCUGCAUGAGGAAAUCAGAGAUAGAGUACUAUGCUAUGCUGGCUAAGACUGGGGUCCACCACUACAGUGGGAACAACAUAGAGCUUGGCACAGCCUGUGGAAAGUACUUCAGAGUCUGUACACUGGCCAUCAUUGACCCUGGGGAUUCAGACAUCAUCAGGAGUAUGCCUGAUCAGCCACAGGGGGAGAAGUAGUCUGGCUGAGUCACUUCUUUCUCUGUAGAUGUGUUUUUGUUAAAUAAAUCGACUUCAAGAUCA